Molecule: messenger RNA, 462 nt
Organism: Acaulospora morrowiae
Lineage: Eukaryota; Fungi; Glomeromycota; Glomeromycetes; Diversisporales; Acaulosporaceae
Source: the annotation of a GenBank genome assembly
CAUCAACCCCCGAAGAUACGAAAAAUGGUGAAACGGAUUCAGCAACAGCAAAUCCUACAGCAUCAAUUCGCGUGCCAUCAAGGCGAGCUGUCAGCUUUCCCUCAGGACGCGAAGGAAUGUUUCAGAGUUUUGGAUCAGCAUUUAAUCAAUUCAACGAACAGGAACCUCAUUAUGUGGAACAUGAGUACAGUAGAAGUAGCGGAGAGGCCGUUCUUGAUCCAAUAGUUGAAGAAAGCCAAGACAAUAACCGAGAACUUCCGUCGCCAUCAACUCCAAGAACUCCACGACCACAUGCUAUGUCGUUUAGUCCAUCCGUCCGAAGAUUUCCCCGCAGCCGCCCUCCAUUUCCAGGAUCUUAUUCUGCCUCUUAUUCAAGUGAAAGAAUUCCGUGGAAUACAUUACGACAGUAUAAUGAUAGUUUGAUGAUUGGAUCACCUCAAUCCUACUACCUUGAUGAUGGUG